Phyllostomus hastatus (greater spear-nosed bat) is the source of this 827-nucleotide messenger RNA. RefSeq names its product cyclin-dependent kinase inhibitor 2A-like. Gene Ontology annotation, biological process: regulation of cyclin-dependent protein serine/threonine kinase activity; negative regulation of cell population proliferation. Gene Ontology annotation, cellular component: nucleus. Bases 243 to 674 code for a protein of 143 amino acids. Gene Ontology annotation, molecular function: protein kinase binding; cyclin-dependent protein serine/threonine kinase inhibitor activity. The record is from RefSeq and is a predicted model, not a curated record. The transcript has 3 exons. NCBI's taxonomy places the organism in Eukaryota, Metazoa, Chordata, Mammalia, Chiroptera, Phyllostomidae.
UGCUGCUAGACCUGGGCAGUCAGAUAGGGUUGGAUUGUCCAAGCCUCGCUUUCCUCCUCCUUCGACUGUCAGCUCCCUAGCCCUGGAUCCACUUGGCAGCUAGGCCACUAGGCCGGAACACGUGAAGACGCCAAUGAGAGGCGGGCCACCUUUUAGACUCCAAAGGCUGGGCCUAGUCGCACAACCUCUCUUACAAGCCCAGCCAGCCAGGCCUCGCCUCCGGUCCUCGAGGCUCUGGAUGGAUGAAGAUUGCAUCCCCGGGGGCUGGGGCACAGGGUCUGCAUCGCCCGCCUGAAAGCGGCGAACUGAGCUCGACUUCCCGCCGCCGGGAGCUGGCGAGCCCGCAGGUCAUGAUGAUGGGCAGCACUCGCGUGGCGAAGCUGCUGCUGCGCUACGGCGCGGACCCCAACUGCGCAGACCCCACCACUCUCGCGACACCGGUGCACGACGCCGCCCGGGAGGGCUUCCUGGACACGCUGGUGGUGCUGCACCGAGCCGGGGCGCAGCUGGACGUGCGCGACGCCAGGGGCCGCCUGCCCGUGGACCUGGCUGAAGAGGGAGACCACCUGGACGUCGCCCGGUACCUGCGCGCGGCAGCAGCGGGCGAGGAAGGCGAUAGCCACAGGGCUACGGAUGCCGCGGAAGAUCAUGCAGAUCCCGACCUCCACAAUUAGUAACAAGAAUAAGACCACCCUGACCUGCGUAGCUCUGUGGUUUGCACAACAUUCCGCAGAGUGGAUGGAAGGCGGCCACACGUCGUUGGUUUGAUUCGGGUCAGGGUACACGGUCGGGAUCCAAAAUUAAAUAAAAAAAUAUUUUUAAAAAAA